AUGUGUGAAGUGUCCCGUCAUGGAAAUUUCAGAGGACUUUUAUUCAUCUUUAGAACUUUACCAGAAUACCUUUUAAUCUUCCCUGCUAGCAUUCUAUCAGUUUUUGCACUUAUUCCCGUCGCGAAAAAAGUUUUUGAGAAUCGUAGACUUCAAAAUUCGCUUUCAAUUCCAUGGGCCAUAGAUAAAGAACCCGUAGAAUCACCCGUCCUACCAACUCGAGGUGGUCCGCCUCCCAAUCCUUCGAUUCCCCCAAAUGCGAAGAUGCUAUUACCAAGAAAUGUUUUAUUACGUAUGGGACUUUGGUGCUGCUUGUUAAUCAUUUUCGGCGUUCCGACUUCGAUAAUAAUAAUAAAAACAAGCAUCGACUAUUUGAUCAAUGGAAUCGUUCCAUACAGUUACUUUCCCAUCAAUACACAAUUUUGGCUAAGGAACGGUCAUGCGUUAUACAUGAUAUUAUCCUCAAGCUUAUUCUUGUUAUGCUUUGGAACCGGUGAAUUUGCGAACGAACAAUAUCGUGACUUUUGGAUAAUCAUUUUUGGUUACGUAUUUUGCAGGCCAAAAAGGUUGAAAAAAUCCAAACAACUUGAGCUCAAACAUAAUACACGAUCGGAAUAUGAUGCAUAUUCGCACAACUCCAACCGUGUAAGCCCAACUACGACCGUAAAUACGCCCAUGUCAUACCUUUCACAUUGUCCUCGAUCACAUUCUAUGUUUUCAAAUCAUUCAUACCCUUACAGCGAUAAUUGUAGCGAUGAUUAUGAAAGCUCGGGUUAUCCAGAGGUUACCGUGAAUGAUAUUGCGAGACCUAAAGAAGCCAGAUUAUCGGAUGCCUUAUCAUAUGUAUGA
This is a messenger RNA of Funneliformis mosseae, 846 nucleotides long. The record is from the annotation of a GenBank genome assembly. Lineage: Eukaryota; Fungi; Glomeromycota; Glomeromycetes; Glomerales; Glomeraceae.